Molecule: messenger RNA, 715 nt
Organism: Hevea brasiliensis (rubber tree)
Lineage: Eukaryota; Viridiplantae; Streptophyta; Magnoliopsida; Malpighiales; Euphorbiaceae
Product: lachrymatory-factor synthase
Exons: 1
Coding region: 97-663 (188 amino acids)
Source: RefSeq, a predicted model, not a curated record
CUAAGUCCCUCUCCACAAGCAAUCAGAAAGAUUAUAAUGUGUCAGAAAGUGCAGUAGAUGCAUGUGAAGGACAAGCCACUGCGAAUUUGAGUUCCAAUGGCGAUUGAGCAAAACCAGCAGCCUAAAUGGGAAGCAAAAGUCACUGCAAAAUUAACAAAUGCCCAACCAAUCCAAAUAUGGCCUCUUUUCACCGACUUCUUCAACCUCCACAAAUGGCUUCCUACCCUCCAAACCUGCUAUGGCAUCUCCGGGACUAACGGCAAGCCCGGCUGCAUACGCUACUGCUCUGGCUCCUCAAUUCCAUCCAAAGGCAGCUCCAGUGACAACUACCAACUCCCCGUUAGCUGGUCCACUGAGAGACUGGAAGCCGUUGAUAAUGAGGAAUGCAGCCUGAGAUAUGCGAUAGUGGACAGCAACAUCGGGUUCAAAUCAUACGUUUCGACGGUUAGGAUUGUUCCGGUUGAAGGUGGUGGAUGUAUAAUUGAGUGGUGGUUUCAGGUGGAUCCUGUGGAAGGAUGGGUGUUGGAGGAUUUGGUGAGCAAGUAUGAAGCGGCUCUACUGCUAAUGGCUAAGAGAAUGGAGGAUCAUCUUCAGGCUUCAAAGCAGCCGCCACAUGUUUCAUUCGCAGGUUUGUCUUCUUCCUUUCCUCCCUUGAAAAUGUAAUUAUGAGUAAAUUAUAAUUUCCUCCUUAUAAUUUAGUAAAGAUUUUUUUUUU